AUGGAGUUCGUGGGGAGAAAGGUGAAGAAAGAGUUUGAAGGGCACGGUACAUUCUUCGGUUCCGUCGAAUCAUUUGACCCUUCAACUGGGUUUUUCAAGAUCCUGUACGAGGACGGCGAUUCCGAGGAAUUGGACUUGAAUGAAAUUAGUUCUGUCUUGGUGUCUCCUGAGGGACUGGAAUUGGCUCGGGAAGCGCAGCCUUCCUCCGUGAAGGAGCCCACCAGAAGGCUUGGCCGCAAGCCUAGGAAGCGGAGCCACAUAAAUACAGGUAAAAUCGGCAUUUCAGUAUUUGAGAGUGGUGUUUCUGGUAAUUUUGGUGGGGGUUCUGGGGAAAUGGAAUUGAAUGCGGCUGGUUUUAAUUUGAAUGAAGGGUUGGAUUUAAAUGACGAUGGGUUUAAUAAUUUGAAUGAUGAUGACGAGAGGAAUUUGGGUAAUAAUUGUGGUGGUGGUGGGGCUAAGCUGCAAGGUGUGGAUUUGAAUGAAGCCGUGAAUUUGGAGUUGAGGAAUGAGGGUAUGGAUUUCAAUGAAGGGGUUUCAGACGAUAGGUUGGGUAAAAGGAAAGAAAUAAUUGAUUUGAAUUUGGAUGUAAAUGAAGAUUCUGAGAAUUUUAGUCCAGAGAACAAAAGGGUUUGUUUUGACUUGAAUUUUGGGUUAUCAGAGAAUGAGAUUAGGAAUUCAGAUAACAUACCGGGACAGUUUAGGGAAAAUGAAAAAUUCUGUGCAGAAGAAAAGAAGCCGGAGAGGGAAGAGAUUGGUGGGGAUGAUAAGGUUAUUUUAUUUAAUGUGAAUGGUGAAAAUGGAAAUGAGAAUAUAGAUUUAGAAAAAAUAGGCGUAUCGGCAGAAAACUGUGCCGGCAGAGUUGAUUUUGAAAAUGAGGUUCCAGUCAGCGCGCCAAGGGGCAGAAGGGGUAGGAAGAGAAGAGGGGUCUCGGAAGACAAUAUUAACUUGGAUGUGCCAGAGAUGGUAACCAUGGAUAGGGGAAAUGGAAAUGUGAAUAUAAACUCAAAAAACAACUACGAAAACCCACUGGAAAGUGGCAGUGGUGUACUUGAUUAUGAUAAACAAGUUCCUGGAAGUGCGCCAGGAGGGAGAAGAGGUAGGAAGAGAAGAGAUGUAUCUAAUAAUAAUCCUACAUCUGCUACACCAGAAACGGGAUUGAGAAGGAGCAAUCGCAGAGUGAAAAGGGAUUCAUUUUCUGGUCAAGAUCACGUUUUUAAUACAGUAGGGUUAGACAGAGUCCCUGAUCAGCUGUCCUCUCCAGUGAUUAGCUCAGUUUGUGAGGAAAAGAUUGAACUGUUGUGUCGUAAAAGAUCUGAGGAAGAUGUUCUUCCGCCAAAGGUGGAGUUGCCACCUUCUUCCGGAAAUUUGGAUAUAAAUGGAGUUUCUGCAUUUGACAUUCUUUCUGUUUAUGCAUUCUUGAGGUCUUUCAGUACUUCACUGUUUCUAAGCCCAUUUGAGCUGGAUGAUUUUGUGGCAUCUGUGAAAUGUAACAAUUCUACAUUAUUGUUUGAUUCCAUUCAUGUUUGUCUUUUGCAAACAUUACGGAAGCAUUUGGAGUUGCUUUCCAAUGAAGGUGAUAUGUCUGCGUCUAAUUGUCUCAGGUCUCAUAAUUGGGAUUUGCUGGACUUGAUCACAUGGCCCAUGUUUGUUGUUGAGUAUCUGUUAGUGUACAGUUCUGGAUACGUCCCUGGUUUUGAUCUCUGUCACUUGAAGCUUUCUCAGAGUGACUAUUACAAACUACCCAUGUCGACAAAGAUUGAGAUACUGCGGCGCCUUUGUGAUGAUGCGAUGGAUGUAGAAUCCAUCAGAUCAGAGAUAAAUAGAAGGACAUUGGCAACAGAACGUCAAGUGGAUUUUGAUCGGACUAUGAAGUCAGACAGCUCCAAGAAAAGAAAGGCUGCGAUAGAUGUCGCUAGCAGUUCUUGCAUCACAGAGGAGGACGUUGGAGAAACUGCAGAUUGGAACAGUGAUGAGUGCUGCCUUUGUAAGAUGGAUGGGAACUUAAUAUGUUGUGACGGUUGUCCUGCGGCAUUUCAUUCCAGAUGCGUAGGAGUUGUCAGCAGCUGCUUGCCAGAGGGGGAUUGGUAUUGCCCUGAAUGUGCAAUUAACAAGGAUAAGCCUCUGAUGAAAGUGGAGAAGUCUAUUCGAGGAGCAGAAUUGUUGGGAAUGGAUCCUUACGGCCGACUAUAUUAUAGCAGCUGCGGUUAUCUGUUGGCGUCAGAGUUAUGCAACGAUGAAUACUCAUUUUUGUACUACCAUAAAAAUGAUUUACCCGCCCUUAUAGAUGCACUACAGUCAUACCCAUUUGUGAAUGACACAAUAAUAACUGCUAUUAGUAAGCAUUGGAAUGUCACUCAUGGGGUUGAUGGGUCAAAAACUGAUUUGGAUGCUCGGUCCUUCUCUAUACAAUCUCCUUUUCCUAUAAAAGGGCCGCUGUCUCAUAUGCUUCCUACACCUUCAGAACUACAUAUCAAAGAUGUUGUUACGGAGAGAAAGUCGGAAGAAAACUCCAUUUUCUCUACUUACCCUAAUAGCAUAGAACCUGAGGUUCCUGACUGUGUCAAUAUGAUGUUGGAGACUGAUAACCAUGGGACAAAGAUGGAAAACCGAUUGGCAAGUUCUGAAGGAUCAGCCGAAGUCUCCCAAGCAGCGAUUAACACUGAUAUUAAGGAAAGCGGGCAGGAGUGUUCAAAAAGAGGCAUUGGGAUAUCAUCAUAUGAUUCUGAUAUUCCACCAAAGGUUGUGAAUGCUGGAAACCAUUAUUUAACAGCUACUACCUUAGAAGUCGAACAAAAAAUGAAUCUCAUUUCUGCAAAUCAUGGCCAUGCACUAUCCAUCACAAAACCUAGCGAAGUUAUGCCUGAAGUGCAUUGUGGGGAAAAUUAUGUUAACUUUUAUGAAUUUGCCCGGACAGCAUCAUCAGUUGUUGAAGAGUUAAUGCGUAAAUCAUCAGAUAAGACAUCUGAGAAAAUCAUAAGAUCAGAGGAAGAGGUUAUUACUGGGCAGCUGAAGGUUAUAUCAAGUAAAUUUGCUUAUUUACGCUGGCCAAAUAUUCAUAGUUUGAUUGCAAACAAUAGGAAAGAAAAAUGUGGGUGGUGCUUCACUUGCCAAGGUCCUGAAGAGGAAAGGGACUGCUUAUUCAUUAUAAAUGACAAUGGUCCAGCUGUCGAAAACUUUACGAGUGAGGUUUUAGGUAUUCAGUCUAGAAAGAACAGGAACAGUCAUCUUAUUGAUGUCAUGUGCCAUAUUAUUUGCACUGAAGAUCGUCUACAGGGGCUUUUGUUGGGCCCAUGGUUAGAUCCUCAUUAUUCUGAGGUUUGGCGUAAAAGCGUUCUUGGAGUGUCUGAUGUUGCUUCAUUGAGAAGUUUUCUGCUCAAGCUAGAGUCAAACUUGCAUCUUCGAGCUCUUUCAGCAGAUUGGCUAAAGUACGUGGAUUCUGUUCCUACGAUGGGUUCUGCUUCUCAUGUUGUGAGGAAUUCUGUACGCGUGUCUACAAAACAUGGAAUUGGAAGGAACAGAGCAAGGUGUUUGGAGCUGGAUACAACUUCAUCUUCAAGUUCUGCAAAUGGGUUGAGCUUAUUUUGGUGGAGAGGUGGGAGGAUUUCGCGUCAGCUGUACAAUUGGAAGGUUUUGCCUCGCUCCUUAGCUUCCAAAGCUGCCCGACAAGGUGGAUGCAAGAAGAUACAAGGCAUCCUUUACCCUGACAGUGGAGAAUACGCAAAAAGGAGUAAAUGUGUUGCCUGGCGAGCUUCUGUUGAGACAUCAAGAAGCGUGGAACAGCUUGCUCUCCAGGUUAGAGAGCUUGAUGCAAAUAUCAGAUGGGAUGACAUUGGAAACCCGAACCUUGUAUCAAAGACGGACAAGGAGUCCAAAAAGUCAGCCAAAUUAUUCAAAAAGGUUACUAUACGUAGGAAGUGCUCCCAGGGAUCGGUGGUUAGGUAUCUUCUUGAUUUUGGCAAGAGAAGAUUUAUCCCCGAUAUUGUUGUGAUACAUGGAUCCAUGCUUGAAGAUUCCUCUAGUGGAAGGAAGAAAUAUUGGCUGGAAGAGUCUCACGUUCCAUUACAUCUCUUGAAAAUGUUUGAAGAGAAAAGAAUUGCUCGCAAAUCCAAUAAGACGUGUUCUGGAAAACUUUGUGAGAGCAGUAUGGUAACUAAUAAACCCUUCAAGGAAAAGGGAUUUUCAUACCUUUUCUCGAGAGCGGAGAGAUUGGAGAAUUAUCAGUGCGGGCACUGUAACAAAAAUGUUCUCAUCAGGGAAGCAGUGAGUUGCCAGUACUGCAAAGGCUUUUUCCAUAAAAGGCAUGCAAGGAAGUCUGCUGGCUCCAUCAUCUCUCAGUGUACAUAUACAUGCCAUAAAUGCCUCGAUGGGAUGUCCGUAAAAAUAGGCACUAAGAAGGGGAAGUCUGAGCCACCAAAAGGUAAGAAAGUAUCAAAAUUAUUGAAGCCGUUGGGCUCCAGAAAAGGGAAAAAGUUGUGCAAAGGCAGGCAACGAGUGCAAGCACAAAAGAAUAAAAAGGUUCAACUGGUUGUACCCCUGCGCCGUUCUGCCAGGCAUGCUAAACCUGUCGUAAAGACAUCCUUGCUUGAUACCAAGAUUAAAAAACAGAAGAAAAGAAAACAAGCUAAAUCAAAAAAAGAAAAAUUGAAGAAGCCAGACAAACUGAAGAAGCCAAAAAAUAGUUGUUGGCAGAAGAAGAGAACCCCGGUCAGUUAUAGUUACUGGUUGAAUGGCGUUCAAUUGUCAAGAAGGCCAAAUGAUGAAAGGGUGAUGCUUUUUAGAAGUAAAUUGCUUCUUGUCCUUUCUGGAGAGUCGCCUUCCGUCGCCUGUACACCAAAAUGCAGUCUUUGUGGUGAAUUAGAAUUCAAAUCUGAGCUUAAUUAUGUUUCUUGUGAAAUUUGUGGAGAUUGGUUUCAUGGAGACGCUUUUGAUCUCAAAGCUGUUAGAGUUGAAAAGCUCAUCGGGUUUAAGUGCCAUAAGUGUCUCAAUAAGAGCUCUCCAGUUUGCCCCUAUGUUUGUGCUAUUGGAAGCAGCAAAGCUGCCCUUUUCCCAGAAAUUAAUGUGGAGCCUGACUGCACCGGGAAAGAAUCUACUUGUCUAUCCCUCUUGGAUGAAACAUUUGCAGAUCAGAAACUACAGUCAAAUGAAAUAUCUAAUGAUCUGUUUUUUAUUGAUGGCAAUCAUGAGAAGCAAUCAUCAGUGCCAAUUCUUGAUUCAAACCAGAUACAUGCAAGUGAUGCAAAAGUAGGACUUUUAACUACUACGACAGAGGAGAAAACGGCAGGUGUCAACUUCAGCGAGGAAGGAAAACCACCUGAUGAAUUGGUACCAACGGAAGACCUUGCUGGAAGCUGA
This is a messenger RNA of Fraxinus pennsylvanica, 5352 nucleotides long. Lineage: Eukaryota; Viridiplantae; Streptophyta; Magnoliopsida; Lamiales; Oleaceae. The record is from the annotation of a GenBank genome assembly.